Molecule: messenger RNA, 7793 nt
Organism: Lethenteron reissneri (Far Eastern brook lamprey)
Lineage: Eukaryota; Metazoa; Chordata; Hyperoartia; Petromyzontiformes; Petromyzontidae
Product: epidermal growth factor receptor kinase substrate 8-like
Biological process (GO): positive regulation of ruffle assembly; regulation of Rho protein signal transduction; Rho protein signal transduction
Cellular component (GO): vesicle; ruffle membrane; plasma membrane
Molecular function (GO): actin binding
Source: RefSeq, a predicted model, not a curated record
GUUGCUUUAGAUCGCAUUUCAACUCCGUUCAAACAAUGAGCAGCCUCUGUGUGUACAAUCGUUUGUGUUGAAUUGUUUUUCGCGCACCCAGAGUUGAGUCACAAGGAGGCCCAUUCGUCACGUGUGACAAAAGACCACAAACGGCUGACGUGGGAGCCGUCUUGUGUCGAGAGCAUCGGGAGACUUUCAGCCGGUACAGCAGCAACAAAUAAAAAACGUAGGUGUACUCUACCGGCCGGAGAAGGGAAACCAAUGGAUGGUGGAAUAAAAACACCAAGCGCCAAGACUGUUUACGAACAAAGAAAGACAUAUUCAACUUCGAGUAACAUCCAAGAAGAAACUUCACAAUACCAAGUAGAGCCUUUUCCUUCUUUAAUAUCGCUAGCAUCUGACGACGAUGGUGAUGGAUAAGAAGGUGGGUGUAGCAUCUAUAGAAGACGGCAUGACUAAACUGAAACAUCUUGAAAACAAUGGAAAGAUCUGGAUCCAAGACAUGCUUCUACAGGUGGACAAAAAUGCAGUCUACCUGAUCGACUUGGAAUGCAAGGAAGAGCUCAACAAAUACCCAAUGGGGUUGAUUCAGGUGUGCACGUCGUUCAUGGAAGAGCCGCCGUACGUGUCGGUGCUGGCCCUGGUGUGUUGGAACGAACAGCAGCGCAAGAACAACCUGCACCUGUUCCACUGCGAAGUCAUCAAGGCGGAUUUGAUCCGGAGUGACAUCGAGAGUGCGAUCACUGACAGGUUGUGUGGAAACGUGAAGAAGCGACCAGAAACUCUACGGAAGAAUGCAGAGAAGCUGAACCACGUGGAGCCCUCAGGAAACUCGGAGAACAACGAAAAAAUGGUGCCAGAGAUAGCAGCAGCCUGUAAACAGCCUGGGAUUGAAGACAUGAACAUACCUCAGUUGCCAGGAACACCAUCCCAGAGUGAAAAGAAAAGUCGUAUUGCUGCAUGGACGGCCAGCGUAGCCAACCGAGAGUUCGACCUGACAAGUGGCUCAUCCAUGGAAGCAGAGGACAACCAGGACAUAGACGCCAGGAAAAGGGAGCGCGAUAUGGAUAUAUUAACACAACUAAUGGAAGAAAUGCAAAUUUUCGUGUCGAAACUGGACAAAGAUGCAGACACUGGUCCUACUGCGAACAGCGAUCUGCCUUCCCAGGAGGAGUUUUUUGACAUCUUUCAAAAGUCUAAGCUCGCCCUCACACUCGUGGCCAAUCAAAAGAAUCAACUCCAAAAUCCGUCGGCCAAGGAGCUGGUUCACUCAAUAUUCACCAGCCUAGAUAAGCUCGUGAAGCAAACGGGAGGUCCAGAGUUAGCGAGCAGCGUCAUCAGCCCACUGCUCACUCAGGAGACGAGAGAUCUGCUGGAGGAUCACGUGACCGAGGCAGAACGAUUGCUCUGGGUGUCCCUUGGCAAUGCCUGGAAAGCGUCAAGGGAGGAGUGGCCACAGGAUCAGGCGGUGCAAGAGUACACUCCGAAGUUCAAAAACGGCUGGGAACCUCCAGCUUUGCUCGCCUAUGAGGAUGAUUACAACGAGCUGUGCAGCCCUUCAGAUUCGGUCAGUGUGGUUGAGCAGAAGAGGCAACAGCAGAAGCAGCGGACAUCCACAAAGGAAUCGCCGGAAGACGAAAUAUCGCUGGACAGCAACACAUGCGACGAUGAAGUCAAGGUACUCGCCAUUGCAUUAAACCGAUUUGCUGCAAGAAACAAAACUGAGCUGUCCAUCCAGAAAGACGACAUUGUUUUGGUACACGAUCACAGCAAGAAAUGGUGGAAAGUAACCAAACAAGAUGGAAAAAAAGGCUUUGUGCCUCACAACAUCAUGGAAAUCAUAGAGAGCCCAGACGAAAUGCAAGAAGCAUUAUUUGCUUAAACGGAAUCACACAGUGAUAAAACUGGAGUUUCCCACUUUAGUCAUAUCUCCUCUGAAAUCCAUGCAGCGAACGAUUGUCUUUCAACAUAGCAAAUCACAAAAUAAUAACUACUUACCCUGAACGUUAACAACGAAGAACCAUCGAUCAUCAUGAUCUCCAAACCUAUAAGGGAAAAAACCCCGACGAAUCUUCAUUUUCGAGGCAAAACAUGUUAUAGCUUAGAAGGAUGCACAAAACAAAGAAUGAACAUGUUCUAUUUCAAAGUCAGCCCACAGCACAGACAACAUCUGCUUAAUGACUGUGCACCACGCCAGAAAUCUGUGGCAUUCUGAGGACUUUUGGUGAUGGGGUUCAAACAAAAAAAAUAUCCCCUCACCGUUCAGGCAGUGUGUCAUUGUAGGGUCAUGGAAGCCGUUCAGGCUUUACUCAUGCACCAGUGCAGGACUGGUUGGAUUUUUACUUGUAAAAAGUUAUUGUCUGACCCACAGGUUUUGUUGUUGAGGGACUAUCCACACUCUUGCAUUGGACUUUAUUUCUGUCGGUCCUAAUUUUCAACUCCGCGGUAGCCUAUGCCAUACAUUUCCUCGACUAUAAUUUGUUUUAAAUGGAUACAUAUUUUACAUGUUAUAUCUAUGUGACCUUUUUGCCAGUAUCCAAAAUGAUGAAAUAUAAGAAUAGGUUUUUCCCAUAUAUGUCUUUGGUGUAGGCCAACCAGUUUCAAAGACAAUGCAUACAUUAUCGGAGCAUGUUUAAUUGCAUGUUUUGCCACAAGUAUGUGUGGUUAAUGUACACUUGAUACCUUGCAAAAGUCAUCUGUUUGGUGUUUGAACAUCUUAGCAACUGUUUUAUUGCCAGAAAGGGUAAAGCCUAUUGUUAUUUUACAUGUUGUUCAAACACAAUACACAUCACUGUGUCAACUCCAAAUCUGCAGAUAUGGUGCAAUCACAUAGUGCAUCACUGCAGUUAAAUGGAGCAGUUAUUCAUUUGGUGUGAUACGAUUUCUCAUCCUUGUCACCAUUUGGUGGAAAGAGCAACGGCAGGCAGUGUAGUCCCUCAUCAUAGUAUCCCAUGUUUACAUCCACAUUACGGUACUUGGCAUAUGGAGCAGGAUUUAUUUCCUUUAAUUCUGCUAUUCUAAAUAAUUUUACUCCUAACUGGAAUAAUACCAUGGUAAUGGUUAGCAACACUGGACUUGCAAUCCAGGGGUCGUGGGGUUCAAUUCCAUCUGCCGGUAUGGAAGUUGAAACAAUGGAAAUGUUUCUUAAACCCCCCUGCUUAUGUCCAACCAGCGGUGACCUGACCAUCCCGUCGAUGGUCAGGUCACGUGCGGUGGAAUAAAGUCUGCUUACUCCCACCUCUUCCGAGACGUCUGUUCACCGUGGAAGAGGAGGCCCAAAUAUUCACGAGGUAGGGCCCUUUCGUACUCCCUCGAGUCAAGGUCCUUCUGCCAGCAGUGGCAUGAGCAAGUAAUUGCAGGGCUGCAUCUUGACCUUUAUUUAAAUUCUAACUACAGUAAUGGAAGUGUCAAGUACAGAGAAUGUGCCGUCUUUGGUCAGCUGAAUGCAGCAGCUGGAGGAUAUUUACGUGACGUGCUGUGAAGCUGCUGCACAAACAGAGGGUACAUUUCUCGUGGUUUGUAUUGUGAAAAUAAGAGUCAACUUUUUAAAAUAUAUAUUUCAUGCACACGUGCACCAAAAUGAAAUUGCACUGAAUGCAAUUAUAAUAUUAAUACUAUUCUGUGGGUAUUUCGGUAAAGCAACGUAGAUAGAAAAAUAAUAAACAAUAUCACAACUUUUCGAUCACAACACAAGCAUUCAGGCGAUUGCUUGUGUUGUGAUCGAAACGUCGUGAUUUUUUCUUAUCUACGUGGCUUAACCGAAAGACCCAUCUAAUAUGUAUUCCUGCAGUCACGAAUCCUUUAAGUCAAUAUUAAUAAUGAUGAAAAAAUAUUAAAAGUGAUUUCCUGCUCAAGAGAGCAUUGAGGCGGUGAUCAUCGCCUGUUUACAGCCAUGAGCCAGUGGUUAAAAUUCCACAUUCCUAUGAUGGGGGCAAGUCUAUUCAUAUGACAGCCGCUGCUGGCUUCUCCCCAUAGCGGUACUCAUUAUAUUGACCCUAAAGGGAUGAUGGGGCUGAGUCAACCCCCGAUCAGGAUUUCAACUCACAACCUUCUGAUUGUGGGUUACUCACUCUACCAGAUCAAUAUAAAUUAAAUAUCCAAAAUACCAACCAAACACGAACACCCCGACACCAAAACAUGAUCAGUCUGCAUCAGCAGGCUAACCUGUGUGUCCAAUGGAAAAAUCUUACACCGGUAGUACUCAAUUGUGCUCAGUCAGGUAAACACACACACAAUGCUUAAUGCACCCUGCGUUAAUGUAUACAUUUAUGAAAAUAAGAUAUCAGUUCUCCCGCCGGUUCCCGACAUUAGCUCCCACUCGCUGUGUGCAGGGCCGGAUUCAGAUUUUGUAGGCCCCUGGGCGACAGGUACUGUGAGGCCCCCAGUAAUAUUUUCAAAAGGAAAACAAAGUUAAAGAAAAAAUACAUUUAUUUUUACAAGGUCAACAACAAAUAAAAUUCUGCAUUCACAAAUGAAAAUAUAUUUUCACUUCAUCUCUGGAGGUCCUCCAGCUGGCAGAGGCCGCUGGGUUGCAGCCCCUAAAGCCCCCACGCCUUGAUCCGGCUCUGGCUGUGUGGGUCUCCGGCCGGUCCCCAACUUCAGCUCCCACUCGCUGUGUGGGUCUCCGGCCGGUCCCCGACCUGAGCUCCCACUCGCUGUGUGGGUCUCCGGCCGGUCCCCGACCUGAGCUCCCACUCGCUGUGUGGGUCUCCGGCCGGUCCCCGACCUGAGCUCCCACUCGCUGUGUGGGUCUCCGGCCGGUCCCCGACCUGAGCUCCCACUCGCUGUGUGGGUCUCCGGCCGGUCCCCGACCUGAGCUCCCACUCGCUGUGUGGGUCUCCGGCCGGUCCCCGACCUGAGCUCCCACUCGCUGUGAGGGUCUCCGGCCAGUCCCCGACCUGAGCUCCCACUCGCUGUGAGGGUCUCCGGCCGGUUCCUGACCCAACCCAGGGCUCUACCACGGGUAAAGCGUGCGCGCCGAUGUUUCGUGACUGCCCUCGUUUAAAGCAGUCAUCGUGGUGGCGAGAAGUUUUCUCCCUCGCCUGGUACGCAGGAGGGCCUUGGGUUCGAUCCCUGAGCCUGAUGAUGAUGCCUGUUGUAUAUUUGGAGUCUGCAUGUUUUCCACGGAGUGGUCGUGUGGAUUGUCCCUCUGAUGCUGCCCUCCACGUUUGCAAAACCUGCACGAAGAUUAUUUGGCCGCUGCUGUAAAUUCUGACGUGUGGCACAAGCCACUGUGAUGAGCGAUCAUGCGUGGACACGUCGCCUCGGACAAAGAGCUCGUAACUCAGUGGGCUUCACCUGGUGAAAUAAAAUAGGUGAGCCGUAUUAUGGAUUAUUAUAAUGCCUAUCAUAAACCUUGGCAAUGCAAAAGCAGUUAUUUCUCCAUCAUAAUUUGUGCAAAUUGUGUUAAUAAACGAUAUGCUAUAUAGUACAAUAUUGCAUUUAAAAAAAUAUUCGCUGGUGUCAGGGCAGGGAGUGGCGGAACAACACAAUGGAACGAGCUGACUGACGGUCGAUGUCAGGACACUUCAUUUGCACACGAGGAAUUCCUCAGGUGGCGAGGCGGGGCCUGCUAUCCCACUCGUCACAGUCCAGGCGAUGUCCGAGCCACCGUGGUCAAUGUUGGAGCUCAUGUCCCACUGAGCGGUAGCCAUUCUCGAGACUCUCUGUGUAAAGGGCACCACGGUGGCGAAAUGUUAACUACCUCGACUGGUAUACCGGAGGUUGUGGGUUCGAUCACGACUGUGACGCCUGCUGUAUAUUUAGAGUUUACAUGUAGUCGUGUGGAUUUUUCUCUGGGUUCUUCGGGUUUUCUCUCCACAUUUAUAAGCAUGCGUUUAGAGUAUUUGGCUGCUAUUAGUUUCUACGUGAACAGCCACUUCGUUCAGCUAUCAUUUGUGAUCGGUCGCUUCUGAAAACGAGCUAUAGAGAGCUCAGUGUGCCUUACCUGGUAAAAAAAAAUAUAUUAUCCCAUUUUUUGUGAUAAUGCGUUGGCAUUGGUACACAAACGAUACAAACGCAACACAUUUGUGAAUAACACUGCCCUAAAAGGGAAAACAAAAUAUAAUAGGUGACAUUUGGGGAUAUGGCCGAAAGGCUAAUAGCCAAAACAUCACCCAUGUUAGAGCGGUAUUAUUGAAGAAUAUGUAGAAUUAUCCAAAGCUCUAUUGAAGGUACCAUUCAGCUAAUGGGAGGCUCAGCUGCCUUCAGCGACUGCACUACACUAGCGGUGUCAUAGCGUGCGCAAGUCGGGAGCCUCCUCCUCACAACUAUCAAUGACUCCAAACUCAUGCUGUCCAUUUCUUUCAAUGAGUACGGGUGGGGGGGGGAGUUUACAUUAGCCAUGAAGACCAACACAUUUUAGGUCUAACAAACACACACGCGCCAAUGUGGAUGGAGUGUACAUAAUCUCUCGGCUUCGUCCAGACCACCAGCUUAAGAAGAAGUGAACGUGUUGACUUUAUUUCAUUUAGACCACGAGCCGACAUGAAGCUGAGGAAAUGUGGCCGUCCUAACAGGCAGCGGUGGAGACAGGCACAGCUGUUAGAUCGGUUGAGUCCUCAGGAUUAAUCAUUCGAACAUAGUCAUCAGUUUUCCGCUGCUACAUGCCUCUGGGAGCCCAACAUAUGGAGAUGACUGUAUGACCGCUCCGUGGAACCAUUACCACUUGCCUAAAUACGACAAUAACUAAACCUGUAAUGGACAACAAAUCACAUCACAGGAAAACAAACAGAGUUAACAGCACACAAUGAUGUAUGUACGUUGAGCUUCUUUCGCGAUGUGCUUGGAAUAUACAAAUAAGACCCUUCAGUACAUGAUUAAUCAAUAUUCUCUGCUGUCACAUUUUCUCAACUCUUUGAUUCGGUGGUGUAAGUCACAAUGGACAGUCUGGAUGAGGCUGAGAGGUUUGUGCAUGCAGUGUACAUCUUUCUGUGUUGUUACAUCUGUAGUGACAUUGCGGAUUUCACUGUGGUGCCGGCCCUAGCGAGGCAGGGCGUGCGAUGUAUUGCCAUCGCGGACACCCCUUACAUGAGGGUGUAGUGCCAGCCCUAGAGGGGCUCGGUGAGCACUGACGGAGAGCGCUGAGUGGCACCACGCUCGGUGUGCAGUGCUGUCCCCUAUAGGAGGGGGUGUGAGGGUGCCGGCCAUGACUGGGGUUACUAAGGGCCAUGGCACUCUAGUUGACCCUGGAAGGCACGUGACGAGUAAGAUCUACACAGGGGCCCCAAGUGGGGGCUAGGGGUGGUCACGUGUCGGGGCGAGAUCCUGCUAGAGGGUUCGAGAAGGUGGUCGUGGCCAAGAGCGGAGCCAGCCACGACCAGUGAUGAUAUAAACCGGGUCCCCAGAGGGACCGGGGUUCAGCGUUGCUAUUGUUAUCCUGAAGAUGUAAGUUCUACGUCCCAGAAGAGUCACCAACACGUGGACCUGGACCCAAGCCGGGUCCUGUCUGAUUAAUUAGCCUGGUGGUCCACCACCAUAGGGUAAAGGGGCAGUUACCCAUUUGUGGUGGUAUCAAUAAAUGUGUUGCCUCCAAAGAGUAUGUCUGCGACUCCACUACACAUCUGUUAUUAUUUUUGUCCAGCCUGUAGCCAAUUUUUUUGUUGUAAUGCAUGAGGUUUUCUUAUGACUCUGCAGUGAAUAUUCCAUUUCACCCUCCAGAACCCUGUUGUUUUCUCUAUUCAUUUCGCUUCAUAUUUGUUGUGGAAUUAAAAUUUCACAUCAGUGAAAGGGUAGUAAACCAAACAAACUCCAAGACAACGCAAUAGGCAUUCAUGUGUUUUUAUUAUACCCAUUACGACAUG